Cylas formicarius (sweet potato weevil) is the source of this 2724-nucleotide messenger RNA. RefSeq names its product glucose dehydrogenase [FAD, quinone]-like. Gene Ontology annotation, molecular function: flavin adenine dinucleotide binding; oxidoreductase activity, acting on CH-OH group of donors. NCBI's taxonomy places the organism in Eukaryota, Metazoa, Arthropoda, Insecta, Coleoptera, Brentidae. The transcript has 8 exons. Bases 564 to 2633 code for a protein of 689 amino acids. The record is from RefSeq and is a predicted model, not a curated record.
CAGACCUGAGUCGCGAUUAAGAUUGUUAGGUUGUUUAAAGAUUCGUUGGUAGAAGAACUGAUUACAUGCUAGAAUUUUAGUUUUAUCAACAAAAAUUUUAGGACCGGUUUCAUUAGUGUGUUCGGCAACAGCUGAUGAGUUUAUUACGACUAAGACAAAUAAACUCAUCAGCAAAUUUUUCUGUGUCAUUAUUAUAAUGAUUUUUUUCUCCGUCGGUAUCACAACUAUACUUUUAGAUCUGGCCGUUCGCUCUCCUGGCCUGAUCAACCUGUGCAAGGCGGUGAGCGGUAAAUUCUUUAUUCUUCAUCGCGUUAAGUCGCCAAAACAUUAAACGAUCCGUCCAGCGUAAGAACUGGUCAUCGAGUCGAAUCGAAACCGCAACAGGGAAGCAAACAAAACAUUGAAGCAAUAAAAUUUACACGAUCGUGGGAUAACCUGAAACGUCACCGCCGUCGCCUCGAAAAAAAUAUAAAAACCAAAUGCCGCCAUUGUCGACGACCGAUUAACAGUUUCUUUCAGUACGCAGUGGGUUCCACGACCGUUGUAAGAACCUUAGUCGAAAAAUGAACUGCGGUUGUACAGCAACAUACGUGGGCCCGCCCCUUACCGAGACCUGCGGGGGUGGUUCCUUCAUCAUUUUCAUGGGGUUGCUGGAUUCGUUUCUGAGUAGACAGUGCGACAUUACCGAGGUUUGCAGCAGGGUAGUACCAAAAAUAGUUCCUGACACGGAGUACGAUUUUAUCGUGAUAGGAAGCGGUAGUGGCGGUGCGGUAGCGGCUGGUCGGUUGGCGGAAGUUUCUGGAUGGAAGGUGUUAUUGAUCGAAGCAGGAGGCGAUGAACCACCGGGUUCCCAGGUUCCAGCUAUGGUUUCCAAUUACUUCGGACAUCCACAGAUGGAUUGGAACUACAAAACUGAACCAGAACCCGUCGCUUGUCAAGGUUUUCCAGAUCGGAAAUGCUCCUGGCCACGUGGCAAAGUUUUAGGCGGAUGCAGCGUAAUCAAUGGUAUGAUGUACACGAGGGGAACACCAAAGGAUUUUGAGAAAUGGGAGGCUGCAGGAAAUCCUGGCUGGAGUUAUCAAGAUGUCUUACCGAUUUUCAAAAGAUCCGAAGACAACUUGGACAUUGGAACUCUGGUAGAUGCGGAAUACCACGGCAGGAAAGGUCCCUGGACGACAUCUAGAUUUAGACACCAACCAGAAAUGGCGCACGAUAUUUUAAAGGCAGCGGAAGAAAUAGGCUAUAAUGUAUCGGACGACUUGAACGGAAAGCAAUAUAUUGGCUUUUCUAUUGCGCAAUCUAAUUCUAGAAAUGGUGUGCGACUAAGUACAGCUCGAGCCUUCCUCCGACCCCACCGCAACAAUUCAAACUUCCAUGUGAUGCUAAACUCCACAGCCACCAAAAUAGUUAUAGGUGGCAUCGGCAAAAAUAAAAAGGCCCUAGCCGUACAGUUCCUGUACAACGGUCACUUGUAUACAGUAAAUGUUAGGAAAGAAGUAGUCUUGGCAGCAGGCGCCCUGAACUCGCCACAACUGCUCCUUCUGUCUGGUAUAGGUCCCAAAGACGAAUUGGACAAAGUUGGGAUCCAACAACUUCACGAUUUACCAGGCGUAGGGAAAAAUUUACAAAAUCACGUAGCUUUCUACAUGGAGUUUAAGCUUCAAAAGGUGCCAGCUAUAAGCGAUUUGGAUUGGCCCACUGCUCUGCAGUAUAUACUGGACAAAAAAGGUCCCAUGAGCUCCACUGGAUUGUCGCAAGUCACUGCUAGGAUCAAUUCACCGCACGCUGAUUCCAGUGGUACAGAUCCUGACCUACAAAUAUUCUUUGCGGGAUAUUCGGCAAACUGUGCCGCUACCGGCAACGUAGGCGAUCCUGAGGAUCCAGAAAAUCCCGACGCUAGGAAGUCGUUCACUUUCUCACCAGUGACUCUGCAUCCGAAAAGCAAGGGGUAUGUUGGUUUGCACUCCAAUAAUCCAUUGACACCGCCCAAAAUGGUGGCAAAUUACUUAAUCGAAAUUGAUGAUGCGAAAGUGUUGUUGGCUGGAAUUAGAGUAAUUCAAAGGUUAGCAAAUUCGACUGUUAUGAGAGAAAAAUAUGGAAUGACCAUCGAUUACGAGGAAUACGGGGACUGUGCUUCAAAACAUGGUUACGACACGGACGAAUUCUGGCUUUGCGCAGUCAGAUAUUACACAGGUCCAGAGAAUCACCAGGCGUGUUCGUGUAAGAUGGGCCCUCUAUCUGAUCCUAACGCGGUGGUUGACAAUAAACUUAGAUUACAUGGUAUCGAUAAUCUGAGAAUAAUGGAUGCUUCAGUAAUGCCGGUUUUGGUUUCGGGAAAUACUCAGGCCACUAUCAUCAUGAUAGCGGACCGAGGAGUGGAUUUUAUAAAAGAAAGGUGGUUAAAUACCAAAAACAAGCAUGAGCUUGUGGCUAAAUUGAGGAAGCCGGCUAUAAUGGCCCCACCACUUAGGAAAAAUCGACAACCUGGAUUCGAAUCAAAUCCAGGUUUAAAUCACCCACAAGAGAAUCAGGGUAGUAGUCAACCAACGUACAAUUACCAUUAUGGUAAUUAUCAGUAUCUGCAUCCCAAUCAAGAGCCCAGGCAUCUAGAUUAUCAUUAUUCACAUUAUUAAUGACAGAUUGCUUUAGUAAGAUAGAAAAGCUUUUGCACGGAUUUCAGCAAACCAACAUUUUUUCUAAUUUUGGUUGAAUAAAGGUUUUCAA